ACAAAACUUUAUCACAUUUUGUUUAACGAUCAAACCGUUCAAACAACUAAUCAAAAAUGAAAUUCAUCGUUGUUGCUUUGGCUUUGGUAGCCUGUGUUAUGGCUGAUGUCUCUGAGUUGGGUUAUGAUUAUCAUGCUCCCGCUCCCGUAGAACAUCACCAUCAUCAUAAUCAGGAACAUCAUGAACAUGUUAUGAGUUUUGUUCCUGAAGUACCACAUAACACUUACAUUCCCCCUGCUGCUCCAGUCCCUGUACCAGAAUUCCAUCCUGCCCCUGCUCCUGAAUAUCACCCAGCCCCAGUUCCCCAAAAUACUUACAUUCCCCCUGCAGCGCCAGAAUACCAUCCUGCCCCAGCUCCAGUCCCAGAAUACAAUCCUGCUCCUGUAGCUCCCCACAACGAUUACCUUCCCCCUUCUGGUCCAGUUGAAGCUUCAGCUGAUUUCGGUAAUGAUGGCUACCGCUACAAGUCUGUACGUCGUGUUGUCUACCGUCGUCGUUUCUAAACUGUUGUUUUAAACAGAAUUGUUAAAUUUUUAUUUUGUUAUUAAUUUAUAAAUAAUAAUUUUAAAAGAAGAGAAAAUAUAAAAAAUUAUUAUCGAA
Lucilia sericata (common green bottle fly) is the source of this 600-nucleotide messenger RNA. RefSeq names its product extensin-like. The coding region runs from base 57 to 503 and encodes 148 amino acids. The transcript has 2 exons. Lineage: Eukaryota; Metazoa; Arthropoda; Insecta; Diptera; Calliphoridae. The record is from RefSeq and is a predicted model, not a curated record.